AGGGGACUGGUAUGCGCUUAGCAAGACAAAAGACGCGCAGGGCGUGUAGGGUUACAGGAGCGCAGAGGGACUCCUCCUCUCCCCACCCCUCCACUACCGCAGCGCCUCCGCCACUCGCCGCCCGCCUUCAGUUCGGCACCGAGUCAUACGUGAUAUCCUCGCCCUACCGCUGACUAUUUGCGAUUUUUUUUUUUUUUUUCGUGUGCGUUUUUCGGCGCUUUUCGCCCCAGACAACCUGCACCCAGGACUCAUGCAUGCGCGAUACGUUACUCUGAGCAGGACACACCGCUGAGACACUGAUCAAGACCGCCCGCUUCAGAGAGCGCGAGGGGCUCAUCCCGUCACCUGUCUUCAUAUUGCAUGACCAAUACAAAGAUGACAUGGCGUCCACAGUACCGAAGUUCAAAGUUCCGUCACGUCUUUGGAAAAGCUGCCACCAAGGAGAACUGCUACGAUGGUGUACCAAUAACACGCAGUGUCCAUGACAACCACUUCUGCUCUGUCAAUCCACGCUUCAUCGCCGUCAUCACUGAAUGUGCCGGGGGCGGAGCCUUCAUCGUCCUCUCCAUCAAUCAUACAGGAAAGGUCGAUCCACACCAUCCAAAGGUAUCAGGACACCGCGGGAACGUCCUGGACAUCAAGUGGAAUCCCUUUAAUGAUUUCUGCAUAGCGUCCUGUUCAGAGGAUGCUACGGUGAAAAUCUGGGACAUCCCUAAGCAUGGUGUGCUGAAGAACAUCACGGUUCCAUGGAAAGAGCUACAGGGUCACUCUCGCAGAGUGGGUCUAAUAGAGUGGCACCCCACAGCCAGUAAUGUACUCUUCAGUACAGGAUACGACCAUCAGGUGAUGGUGUGGAAUCUGAACACUCCAGAGCAGGUGGUGAAGAAUCCUGUAAGGAUGAUAAGUGUUCACCCCGAGGUUGUUCUCUCCAUGUCCUUCAACACAGACGGCAGCCGCCUCGCAACCUCCUGUAAAGACAAGAAGAUUCGUGUCAUCGACCCGCGCACAGGGACCCUUCUACAGGAAACCAGCUGUAAGUCGCACAGGGCCAGUAAGGUUCUGUUCCUAGGGAACCUGAAGAUGUUGCUGUCCACAGGAAGUUCUUGCUGGAACCAUCGGCAGGUUGCACUCUGGGACCAGGAGGACCUUUCUCAGCCUUCAUUCCAAGAAGAUCUGGAUGGUUCCUCUGGUGUGUUGUUUCCCUUCUAUGACCCUGACACACACAUGCUUUAUAUAGCUGGAAAAGGUGAUGGGAAUAUCAGAUACUAUGAGGUGAGCGCAGAGAAACCCUACGUCCACUAUCUGACUGAGUAUCGAUCUAUCCUUCCACAGAAAGGAGUGGGCGUCAUGCCAAAGCGUGGUCUGGAUGUGUGUUCCUGUGAGGUGUUCAGGUUCUAUAGACUGGUGACAAUCAAGAGUCUCAUUGAACCUCUGUCCAUGAUUGUACCACGCAGGUCUGAGACAUAUCAGGAGGACAUCUAUCCCAUGACAGCCGGGAAGGAGCCAGCUCUGACUGCCGAGGAGUGGCUGAGUGGAGUGGACAAAGGCCCCAUGCUGAUGUCGCUCAGGCCAGGCAGUAAGGUGGAGACGUACAUAGACCACCUGGAGUCCAGAAAAUCACUGAGUGCUUCCCUGGACACGCGGCGUUCCCAGAGCCGCCCUGGUCUGCUCCAGCUCGCCUACAUCCAGGAGCAGCUCGGCUUCGCCCAGAAGGAGGAGCACAAGGGAGCAGGUGUCUCCCCUUCACUGCUCCCCUCCUCCAGAGAGAGGAGUCAGGACAGGAGCUGUGCCCUUUCCACAGCUGCCAACAAUCACGAGGACCUCACACAGAACUCGCCUCCCAAAACUGAGAAUGAGCUACGGCAGGUCUUCUAUAAACAGCAGGAGGAGAUUCGGAGGCUCCGUGAACUUCUGAACCAAAGGGACGUUCGGAUAAAACAGCUGGAGCUCGAGAUCAAAAACAUUCCGUUUGCUAGUUAAAAUGCUGUAUGACGCUAAAGGGAGCCUUUAUUAGCGGAGCAGGGAGGGCGUGAGAACAGAAGACUCUUUGUGUCGUUGUGUUUACAGCAAGAGGGACUGAAGCCUCAGUCAGGCUCUCGCGCGCUUCUCCUCGAGCUACCACUAGGUCUGAACGCUGUUUAAGCACACUCGCGUCUGUGCGGAAACGACACUGGCCCACACGCUUUCAAUUGUUUAAUUUACUUUUUGCUUUUCUUCCUUUUUUUAAGAUGGCGAAAAAAAAAUAAUAACAGUAUAAAAAAAAUUGUCUGUAAUCUAAGCAAACUACUCUGGUUAACGCAGAAAGAUGCAGUAAGUUUGAGACUCUGUGUUAACACACUGAUCUCUGCUUGUGCACUGUGUGGACUGAAACAGGGAACCCAGCAACAGCCAUCCUGUGUCUCCUGAAGUUUCACUUUGUGCUCUUUCCCUGAUUGGCUGGCUCUUCAAUGACAACAUGCGUUUCUCCUGCCACCGUCCGUACAAGAGCAGCCAACGUGUUCUCCCAAGGCUGGUGCUUAAAAUGGGGAAAAUGAGUGGCCUAAGUUCCCGUGUUUGCCUGCUGAUGCUGCAUCUGUUGCCCAGCACCGGUCUCCGUGGAAACCACACCCUCAUUCUCUCUUCUCCUCACUGGGUCCAGCUAGAUUCGCCAAGCUUGUUCCUUGGACAGGGUUGUGUUAUCAAUCGAUCUCAAACAGCAAAAUGGGAGUUCUUCAAAUUCCCGUCACUUCUGGGAUAGGGUUUCCAGAUGGCAUUUUCAGGUCAGUUAUAUUUUUCCAAAGCAUAUGAGAAUGUGGAUCAAUUUGAGAGGGUAAAUAAAGGGUUAAAGUGAUUUCUUUCCCUUAGAAUUAAAAUGAUUGUAAGACUAUGGUGGUAUUGGGUUGGCAGACCCAGGCUCUGGUUGAGAGGACCAUGCUACUGAGAUUGCAGAGUACACAUUGUAGCACAACUGUUUUUAGUACAAAUGCAUCUGUUUUUAGUAGAAAUGCACAUCUGUUUAAUAGAAACCACAACAUCCCCUGUCCUCAGUCAACACCGUUCCCUUACGAAAGCCUGACCUAAAUUAACAUUCAAUGCUGUUAGUUAAUUCAGUCCUAACAAUGUUUUCCAUUCCAAAUACAAUUUUGAUACUAAAAGGUAGAAGUUGGUUUCUGGUGUACUAAAAAAAAACCAACGAUGGAAGUUGUUCACUGACUUUAAAUGUAUCUAACUCAGAUGUGCACAUUCAUGAGGUGUCUGAUGCUCUCAGCUUAUCUGUGCGCAGCACAUGUGUGGGUGAGCGGAGCUCCGUCAGCGCUGGUCUGCACCUGCACUGAUCACAUGCAAAACUGCACAUAAAUAAUUUUGUUGAUUCGUCACCCACAAACCCAUAGUUUCACAUGUGGGGGGAGCCAUACAUUGCUUAAAAAAUGUUUUUGUUCAGAUAUUGGUUUGUAAAUGCAUGCAGUAUCAAUGGAAAUGUCACUGGUUCUUAGUUUUGGAUAAAGUUACUUUCUAAAACUUUACUAUGUUUAAAACUGCACUAUAAAGUUGCACACUGUGGUGCCUCUACUGCUGCAGCUUCAGAGGCACUGGGGGAAAUUACAGCAUGUUUGUAUAUCCUCUCUCCCCACUUAUCAGGCCUUUGAUAUCGAUACCAGAAUUUAUUAUGGGUUGGAUUAAUAUAUAGAUCAUGACCUACAAUUCAGAUGUCAUUUUUGCACUGACCCACUAUCCUUUGUGCUAUUUUAAAGGUGUGUAUUUAUAUAUACAUAUAAAUGAAUGUAUACAUAUAAAUGAAUAUAUACAUUUAUAUAUAUUAUAGAUUAUAUAAUAUAUGGUUAUAUAAUGCAGUUAGCAUUCACUAAUUACCAGUUACCCAUUUAAAUUUGUAUUUCAGGGUUUAACAGUAUAAAUGAGUCUCUAAUACAAGGGAUAUUGGUCUUCUACCUGUCCAUGUCUUCAUUACAGUAUGAACAUAAUUCAGGCCGUACGGAGGAUGAAAUGCUAUGUGUGAGAUUGUGAGGGUCUGUCAGAACCAUUCAGUUCCAGUCACUGGUCCAGAAUGAAUCAGGGUGUGUUCGGUUCUAUUGGGUCUCACACACGCAUACACACGCAGGGUGUAUCUAACUGCCUCAGCAGUCUUCUCUCUAAAGGUUUUGUGUUUGCUCGUAUAGUCUAGUGACAACCAUGGUGAGUGACUGGUAGAUCAAAAUUCCGUAGAUCUUGCCAGCAAGUGAGAGUUGCAAACUCGUAUUUGAGGUUGCUUCUUGAAUCUACCAUUGCUACCCACAAUUCCUGAGCUGAGAGCAUGAUUGAAAAUCACUUACUUUCAGAGUGAAACAGAUAUUAUCAGAUCACACUGUUUUCCUUACAAAUCUCAAAUAUGAGAAAAAAGCCCAAAUCAGGAGACUGGAUGUGUGCGCUCAUUCUGAAGCAUCUGACGCCUCACCCUGAGUGCUCCAGGCCAUGUGAGCUGAUGAGAGCAGAUCAUACCAUCUCCCUGGACCUUCUCUCCUGUUCCUUCUGCUCCAGGUGCUGGAGAACACUGACUUAUCUCAUCACUGUCAUCUCUCAAAAAUGACCCUUGUUUUGGAAAUCCUACACCCGUCAUCUCUGUGUAUCUUUCCAAAUGCAGUGUAUUCACAAAUAAAAUGAGCAUUGUACAGUCA
Electrophorus electricus (electric eel) is the source of this 4649-nucleotide messenger RNA. The record is from RefSeq and is a predicted model, not a curated record. NCBI's taxonomy places the organism in Eukaryota, Metazoa, Chordata, Actinopteri, Gymnotiformes, Gymnotidae.